UCAACACAGCAACAACCAUGAAGACUGUAAUUCUCACCUGCAUGGCCGCCGUGGCCGUCGCCGCCCCCCAGUACUCCUACGAGACCCCUGCCCCGACCUUCCUCGUCACAUCCUCCUCCAGCAGCAACAACUACGGUGCCGCGACUGAGGUCAUCCCCAUCCUGAAGGACGAACGCAUUCAGGAGGACGACGGGAGGUACAGCGUCGACGUCGAGACCGGCAACGGGAUCAAGCUGUCCGAAUCUGGCUCUCCUGACGGUCCGAAGGCGCGGUCAUCAAGGCGGGGCAGUACGAAUACACCGCCUCCGAUGGUUCAUCGGUUCAGCUGAAAUAUGUAGCCAACGAGAACGGCUUCCAACCCGAGUCCGACCUCCUGCCCGUGGCCCCCGUGUUCCCCCACCCGAUCCCUCAGUUCGUCCUCGACCAGAUCGCCUUCGCCGCCGAGGAGGACGCUCUUGCUGAAGCUGCUGAGACUGGGAGCGUCUCUUCUGCUACGACUCCCUCGCAGUUCUACAGUCACCCUUAGAGGACGAAGACUUCCAUGUUGCUCUGUACCUCAAAAGGCCAUUUCGCACAUUUAUGUAUUUUUUCAUUUAGGUUAAGAUUAUUUUGGGUCUGAUAAGAUUACAUAAAAUACAGCGAAUCUCUA
Messenger RNA from Penaeus vannamei (Pacific white shrimp), 649 nucleotides. Its product is annotated as cuticle protein AMP1A-like. The record is from RefSeq and is a predicted model, not a curated record. Lineage: Eukaryota; Metazoa; Arthropoda; Malacostraca; Decapoda; Penaeidae. Gene Ontology annotation, molecular function: structural constituent of chitin-based larval cuticle. Gene Ontology annotation, cellular component: chitin-based extracellular matrix.